Messenger RNA from Symbiodinium pilosum, 1059 nucleotides. Lineage: Eukaryota; Dinophyceae; Suessiales; Symbiodiniaceae. The record is from the annotation of a GenBank genome assembly.
AUGCUGCGCCUGCUGUUUGCAAGCUUACUUGCUCGGGGGUUGCUCGGCUGGCCAUGCCCAGGGAACACCACAGCUGAUGACGUUUUGGCAGGGCGAAAUCUCACCAGAAAGCUUGCAAUUGUCACUGGUGGUGACAGUGGACUCGGGUUUGCCACUGCACUCUCGCUGGCGAAGCGUGGUGCGAAGGUCAUCAUCGGCAACCACAACGAAACCAGGGGGAGGUUGGCUGCCAACAACAUUUCAAAGGUGACGGGAGUCGAGGUAGAUGCACUUCCCCUGAACUUGGGUUCGCUUCAGUCAGUGCGGGCAUUCGCCAAAACCUUCUACCAGCAAUAUGGUGGGACACUGAACCUGCUGAUCAAUGAUGCAGGGAUAGGCAGCCCAAGCGUUUUGAGCUCAGAUGGCUUCGAACUGGUCUUCCAGGUGGACUACUUGGGUCAUUUCCUGCUGACCGAGCUGCUCCUCCCAGCUCUGCGACAAGGUCGACCUUCCAGGGUUGUCAACGUAGCCAGCGGAGCCCAUGAAAAUGCUUGCGAAGGAAGCGGGCUGCCAAACGAUUGCUUCCAAAGCUUCGCACAUUUGCCGCCCGCUGUGGUAGCGAACAAGUCCGUGACGAUCCACAGCCGCACAGGCAGUUAUCAGACAGAAGCCUCGAAUUAUGGCGUGGCCAAAUUUCUGCAGAUUCAACAUGCAGCUGCGUUGGCAAAUCGUGAAGCGGAGAACGGUGUAGAGGCAUGUUCCUUGACACCGGGCUUCGUCCUAACUUCCCUCACCGAGAAGGUUGACAUCCACAGCCCAUUCGUCAAGGCGGUCUGCCAGCAGCAGGUGCAUCCAACACCGGAGCUCCCAGCAAACAGCUGUCCUUUCUCAGCGGACCAAGGUGCUGCAGUUAUCGCAUAUUGUGCGACGGGGUCUAUCAGGAGUGGUGCCUACUACUCACGAUCCUUCGCAUGUGAGGAGCACGCCGUCACCAUGGAGGGCUUCACUGAAUCUAUGCAGCCGGAACUGUACACAAAAUCUUUGGCUUGGGCGGGUGAAGCCCUUGCCCAGUUCGUCUAA